AUGAUUGAAAGCCCAGCAAUAAAGAGGUUUGUAGUUGAUUACUUUAUCGAGCACAGCCAGGAGGACAUCGACGAGAUGGUGGCUAGCAUACACCGGCGUCUCCUGUCGGGAUUUGUAGUGAACGAGGAUGUGUGUGUCGUUAAGUCUGGGGAGUGUGGGCGGGUUGUUGGGGUCCUGGGGCCCAGAUAUGCAGUGAUGGUGCAGUCUCCCUGUGGAUGGCGUGAGGAGGACUUCGAGCUUUCCGAGCUGGCAAGGCGAGAGGGGGUGUCUGGAGGCAGGAUCCGGGGGUACCUGCUUGGAAUAACGAUGGAGACGCCCUUUGGGAGGGUUUUGAAGGAGAAUGCAUUCCGGAGCAUAAGAGACUCGCAGGAGGUGAUGCGGUGCAGGGUUCCGCAGAGCCAGUGCUGUGAGGCACCGAAUCCUGUUCCUGGGGGCUCUUCGGGAGGCAGAGGCGGUGGAGAGGAACAGGGUCCAGGGCAGCCAGGGUCCAGGGGGGCGGAGAGGCAGAAAGGCUUGUCUUCCAUGGCAGCAGAUGUGGAGUCGAUUCUGAGACUCUCUGAGGAGAGGAUUGUGAGUGUUGAGGGUCUUGGGCCCUGGGAUGUCGAGGCAGUGAUGAAGAUCUUUGGGGCACUGGCAACCUUUGGGUCUGUCUUCAGGAUCAGAAGCGUGGAUGCCUGGUCGCUGGCCUCGGCUAUUAGUGAUCCGGCGUAUGGGUCUGACAUGAUGCGUCUUGUGCACGAGAAGUUGGUUGGGGCACUUCGGAGAGAUAUUGAGGAGAACGGGAUGGACAGGUUUGUGGAGAACGUCAGGCCCUGUGUGGGGGUAGCGGUGGAGGCGAUGUGUUCAGCCGAGGGGCCGCAGGAUGUGUUGCAGGGCGGACAGCAGCAAGGGCCUGUGGAGGACUGUGGAAAGGAAGGGUGGAAAGACGAUCUGAGGGAGUUUAUUGGAUGUGUGUCGAGGGGGCUGGACACGGACAUUUCGCAGAUUGUGGAGUGCAUUUCUGCAAGAGACGGAGAACUGUCUCGCCGGGAGGCUCGGGGCAGGAUUGUUCUGCUUGAGCUACUGCUGAACAUGUUCUUUACAACGGCCUGGUUCCGGGAGGUGAUGUCUGAGAAGAUGGAGGAGUCUCUUGAGCUUGAGAGGAAGAGGAGGGAGCUGGGUGUGAGGGCCAGGAAGACAGGGGAGACAGGGUGCGAUGGCUCUGGGAGUGAGUGUGGCAGGCCGAGGAGUGAGUGUGGCAGGCCGAGGAGUGAGGCGGAGAGGGAUGCGGUGUGUGCAGCUCGCGAGAUAUUUAAGCUGCCCACGAGGGUUGUUCUUGGGGAGAUUGGCGGGAUAAGGUUUCUGAAUCUGGGCAAGAGGAUCUAUGCAGCCAAGGAGGGGGAGUACUAUCUGGUGGGGAGGGAUGCACUGGUGAGGCUGUGCAAGAGAUACCGUGGACGGAGCAAGGGCGAGAAGGCCACCAUGGCGAACAUAGAGCAGCAUGUGGAGGCUCUGCAGAUGUAG
Molecule: messenger RNA, 1503 nt
Organism: Encephalitozoon cuniculi GB-M1
Lineage: Eukaryota; Fungi; Microsporidia; Unikaryonidae
Exons: 1
Coding region: 1-1503 (500 amino acids)
Source: RefSeq, marked provisional